Molecule: messenger RNA, 2424 nt
Organism: Fusarium venenatum
Lineage: Eukaryota; Fungi; Ascomycota; Sordariomycetes; Hypocreales; Nectriaceae
Source: RefSeq, a predicted model, not a curated record
AUGUUGUCCACUCUUUUCCUCGCCGUUGCGGCCCCCGCAUUGGUAACCGCCUUCAACGGCGCCAACGUCCCCGUUAGCAACGACGAUAACACCCAAGAUGGCCUCAUCCGCUUCCCCCUCAAAGUCAGCACCGGCGCACCCGUCGUAAAGGGCGUCACCAAGCGACAAAACGAAGUCGCCCUAGAAAGUCAGCAGAAUGGCUUCUUCUACAGCAUUGACGUUACCCUGGGAACCCCCGGCCAAAAGGUCACCGUCAACCUCGACACCGGUUCCGCCGAGCUUUGGGUCAAUCCUGUGUGCGAAAAGGCACAGCAGCCUGCGUUUUGCGCCCAGUUUGGACAUUUUGGAGAGAGUAGCACCUUUGUCGACUUGAAUACUACCGGUGGUGUUGUCUACGGUACCGGCUAUGCGUACUGGAACUAUGGCUACGAUCAUGUUGUUGUUGGAUCUGCCAGUAUUCGCAACCAGGUUUUCGGUGUCGCAUACGAUAGCUCCUUCACUGGUGUUGGUAUCAUGGGUGCUGGCCCUGACCUGAACGGUUGGGAUGCGCCUUAUCCUCUGGUCAUUGACAGCAUGGUCAAGCAGGGUCUCAUCAAGAGCCGUGCUUUGUCGCUCGAUAUUCGCACAAUUGACAGCGACCGAGGUGCCGUUAUCUUCGGUGGUCUUGAUACCGCCAAGUACUCUGGCCGUCUCCAGAAGCUCCCCAUCAUCCCCGCUGCAUCCUCCCCCGAUGGCCUCACCCGAUACUGGGUCAACCUCGAUGGCAUUAGCCUCGUUCAAGAGGAUGGUUCCGUCGACUCUGCCUUCUCUGGAUCAACCCCCCAGCCUGUCCUCCUCGACAGUGGGUACACCGUGAGCGCCCUGCCCGGAGCCAUCUUCAACAAGAUCGUCGCCGCUUUCCCUACCGCAAAGUCCAACGGCGGCGCUUACGUCGAUGUUGACUGCUCUGUCGCCGAUAUCAAGGGUUCCGUCGACUUCAAGUUUGGUGACAAGACCAUCAAGGUCCCUUACGCCGACUUCAUCUGGCACAACGAGGAGCGCUGUGUUCUGGGUGUCUUCCAGGACGAUGACUUCCCCGUUCUUGGAGACACUUUCCUCCGCGCUGCUUACGUCGUGUACGAUUGGGACAACCGCAACGUCUGGAUCGCUAACAACGAGGACUGUGGCACCAACCUUGUUGCCAUUGGUACUGGUCCCGACUCUGUGCCUGACCUGGUUGGCCAGUGUGGUUCUGAUUCUGAGGCUACUACCACUUCUGCUUCUGAGACGGCUUCUGCUACCGAGACUGAGACCGAGUCCGAGACUGAGGCUGUCACCUCGACUGUUACCGGGGACGUCACUUCUGUUGAGACAGUUUCUGCUGAUACCACUACCGCCUACUUCCCUACCACUCGCUACUCUAACACCACGACUGCCUUCACUGGAAAGGAUACUUCUUCCACCAAGAAGUCUACUGACGGUUCAGGCGAGUCUUACGAGCUUCCCAGCUACACUGACUCUGCUGCUUCCACAACCAUCACCUCCACCGUCGUCACCAGCAAGGUCUACACCGUCACUGCAUGCCCUCCCAGUGUCACAAACUGCCCUGUCGGCCAAGUCACUACAGAGACCAUCACUUCUCUCACGACUUACUGCCCAGGCUCAGACGAUUCUUCUUCUCACCCUACCACAGUCAAGGGCGAGGGCGCUCCCCAUCCCACCGCCGUCCACCUCACUUCCUAUGUCACUGCCACAAAUGUGCACACCGUUACAUCUUGCCCCGGAGAGGGAGCCUGCCACACCAACGUCAUCACCGAGAUCGUGCACAACACACAGGCUGCCCAGCCCGAAGAACCCACUGGCAUCUUCACAAUCCCCGAAGCCAUCCAGUGUGGCGCUGGCAACUUUGGCUGCAAGGAGGCUACCACCAAGGGAUACCGCACCGUCACCAUCACUCCCGUCGUUAAAGCUCCCAAGCCCACUCCUGUUCCUGGCUACUGUGCUACUUGUGGUCCUCUCCACAAGGGUCACGGACAUGACGACAACAACGACGAGACUGCUACCGGCGGCUACACUGCCCCCGGUAAGCAGACUGGUGGCUAUGAUCUGCCUACCCAGGUUCACCCUACCCAAGAUUAUCCCAGACCUACUGGCGAUUCUCACAAGCCUAGUGGUGACUCUUCCAAGCCUAGUGGUGACUCCCCCAAGCCCAAGCCCAACCCUCUCGAGGAGCUUCACACCUACCUCCCCACAAACGUUUACCCUCAGAUCCCCUCAAGCAACACUGUUGCGACAGUUGUCAAGCCCACAGGCACACCACAAGCCGGUGGACCUUCUGAGCCCGCAGGCACUCCCCCUGUGGUCAUCAACGGUGCAUCAGGCUGGAACGUGCCUGUUGUCGCCGCUGUUGUUGGCCUUGGGAAAGAGCCUCCUCGUUUUAUCUAG